Molecule: messenger RNA, 3587 nt
Organism: Adelges cooleyi (spruce gall adelgid)
Lineage: Eukaryota; Metazoa; Arthropoda; Insecta; Hemiptera; Adelgidae
Exons: 3
Coding region: 331-3072 (913 amino acids)
Source: RefSeq, a predicted model, not a curated record
CACAGCAGCGGCCAGCGGCAGCAGCUUGUGUUGUUAUGCUGAUAUUGUUUGUUAUUAUAAUAACGGAGCGGAGCUGUUUAUGUGUUGUGCACGGCCGCCGCCAGUCCUGAAUGUGUGUGUGUGGUAAUACUAACGUUGCAUCGUACGAUUAUUAUUAUUGUUUAUUAUUCGUGUAGCGUUGCGGCUGUUUUGUAUUUACUUUUAUUUUUUUGCCGUUGUCGUUUUCGCCUAACAUGGACGUCCGUGCGAUGGCCCGUCGGACGAUUUGACGGUGUGUCGCGUCGCGGUGGUGCAGCAACAACGUACACACAACGUAGUCGCGAUUCGCAAAUGCCUCACAAUAAUGGCGACGGUCAGCCGAUGGUAUUGCUCCGCCGGCUAGCGCCCGAGCAGAUCGACCGAUUUAGCGGCCGCAGAAGGCGGCCACAACAUUAUAUGGGCAACAGUAUAAGCAAGGUGAAUGGCGAAGUUCACAGCGACGGCACGUCCCCCCUUGCCAACGGCCACGACCGCGACGGACAGAUUGAAUGCGCCGAGAAAAAUUCAAAAGUGAACGGCCACGACAAUAGUGUCGUCGACAAACCGUAUCAGAUGGCCCAUCACUCGAAGAGCACCAGUGCGAACACGGUCGGCGCGACGUCGAAAAGACGGACGAGCACUGUUUUUGCCAACAACGGUACCGCGAUUGCUCUGGCGGCGAACACGGCCGUAAGCCCAAAUGUCAAGGGCAAUGAGGAAGCGAUUAAGGAAAAUUCAAAUGUCGAUCGCAAAACCAGUGGUGCGUCAAAAGUGGUGCCGUCUAGACCAAGAGGAAGACCGCCACGAAAUCGUGCGGUCGAAACCGUUAAAUCCAAUGUUGGUGCUAACACAAAAUGCAAUGGUUUAGUCAAACAAGUCAGCCCUACUGUUGUCCAUACGACAGUAGAAAAAACACAAGAAUGUGAACUUGCCCUGACCUCUCGCAAGAGGAAACAUUCUGCCGAAGAUCUCAAAGAUAAUACCACACCUGUGAAACGUGCAAUCAUUCUCGAAAAAGAACCUGAAAAAGGAGAAUAUUAUGGCUUCCUAGCUGGGUACAGCUCGUUGCUUCAUCCCCGACUAGAAUCGUUAUACUUACAUAGUUACUGGCCAGCCAAUUGGGCUUAUUCUGCUCAGUCAUUGACGGGUCACGUCUUAAAAAAAACCACCAAGGAAUCGUUGCGAAAAAUACGACAAAUCAUGUCUAACAGUAGUAAUGUCGGUAGUAUAGUGUCGAAGAGUAGUAUUAACUAUGCGCCGUGUUUAACUACAGCCGCUUCAACGUCAGCGCUUUCGGCAAAUUCUACGUCGGUGCAGUCGAAGAAAAACGAAGAAGUGAAACUGCACCCGGCAACUCGUAGAGGACGUCGUAAAAAAAUUGUUUCCGAUAAUGUUCAAGAUACUGAAACCAGGAAAAAACAGGGAAGACCUCCGGGUGCACGUAACAAGCAUUUGGCUGGCGUACUUAAAGACAUCAGUCCAAGGAAGUCGCCCAGACAGCAUGCUUCGACGUUGGCCGCAAAAGCUACUAAAGCUAAAGUCACAACCGUCGAUGAGAGUGAUGUGGUGAAUUUGACGUACGAAGAAGAAUCGCCUUUGCCGCCUGUGUUGGACGCUCCGAUCGAGAUUACACACAACGCUCAAAGACAGCGUAAUAGGAAAUCGGGAUUAUCGUCGAACCGCCAUAGCGGCCCCCGGAGACGCACUCCACCACCGCCUAAACUGUGCGCUCAACAGAAUGACAAGAGCGGUGAAGUCAAACUGCGCACUAAGCACGUCGACGUAGUAAGACGUAAAGUUCGAGACGAAAGAAUACGCAACAUUAUGCAGACUAAGCAGCUGGCUUCCAUCAGAGAGAUUGCCGAGAAAAACCGUCGAGAGUUUGCGAUGGAAUUCCAACAGUAUAACGACGUGGACGAGGAAAACUCAAACCCGUGUAUAGUAUUGCCUCCGUGUGAACACAAAGAAUGGAAUACGUCAUUUGACGUUAAGGGACUUAACAAUAUGUGUGCUCAAAUCAUGUAUGAGCAAAGUGCAGACAAAAGAUACCUACUGCAGGCUUUGCCUCAAGACCUGUUGAAAGUUUUGCAGCGUUCAAUUACAGUGGCCAAAUCCCGACGAGUGGGAGACGAUUGUUACAUAACCGAUUGCAAUGCAACGAUAAAUUCAAUCGAUCCGAGGAAAAGACGCAACAAAUACUCGAGAAAGAAAAAACAAAAUAUGACCGGUUGGCCCAAAGAAAAGCGAAGGAAAGCGCCGGCCCAGGCGUCAGAAAAUGUUUCGGAAGAAGAUGAUCAAGUAGAAGAGAAAACCAAAUCUACUGUAAAACGGAGGACUUCUGCAGUCGUACAAAAGCAGAGCCGUAAAAGACUUAAGUUGCAGCAGGCAUCGGCGACCACAUCCCAAAGACGACAAAAAAGGAAGAGUGGUGGUCCGGCGGUUACGCCUGGACCUAAGAAAGGUCGCCCGUUCAAAAAGACAGUCGCCGUAGAAAAUGCUAACCCGAAGAGGAGUCCGCAAAAAAAAUUGGUCAUUUCUGAAACUCUUGCCGCUGACGAAUUGAAAAGCGUUCCAGUACAGCCUCGAAGAACUCCCGGACGACCACGUGGAACUCCCGGACGACCACGAGGAUCCCCCGGACGACCCAAAGGCAGUCCCGGACGACCCAAAGGCACCCCUGGACGACCCAAAGGCACUCCUGGGCGACCUAGAGGCAGCGUUGGUCGUCAAAGGCGACGUUUGAAAAAGCUUCACUACGACUCCGAUACAGACAGUCCUUCUAACCAUCAUCGAUCCGUACUCCCUCGUAAACAACGCGUCAAGUUAGUAAUCAAGCGUAACAAAAGACCUGAAACGACAGUGUCGCAGUACCACUUGACCAGACGCCGAAAACAGUUGGCCGCGUCAAACGUAUGGGACGAAGGAAGAGGUCGGCCAAAACGUUACAAAGUAUCGAGCGCCGUAGAAGAAGCGUUUGUUGGCUCGCAACCAUUCGAACAGCAUUGUCCUUCGGAUCCGUGCGCAAUACUAUCGACGGUGGAAGACGAUACGUAAUUUAUGACAAUUUUUGUAUAUCUUUUUUUAUUUUUAUUUGAAAUGUUUCUACUUCUAGCCUAAUAAUAAUUAUUUAAGACUGUGCUGCGGUUCCUCCAUGUAAAUCAUUCCCUAUAUAAAAAGAGUAAAUAAUAUUGUACAUAGUUAGUGCCAUUUUGUAACUGUGUAUACACCCAUAGUUAAUUUAUUGAGUAUGUAUUUCAUUUUUUCUUUAUAGAUAAUUUAUUGAAGGUAAUACAUUAAUAAAACACAAUAAUUAUUUUGAUUGUAAUUUGGAAUUUUAUUGUCAUAUUAACUGCCAAAAUUUUAUCACAAAUGACAAGUGAAAAAUAUAAACCGUUCAUUUUAUGUUUGACGAGCGACAAUAGUACCGGAGCGGAUGAAAACAGAAAUCUUCAGUGAGCAUUACUUAUUUGUUUAAAACUAAUGUAUUUUUUCCAGUUUAUAACGUAGCUCUAUGUUGAAAAAAAAAAACGAAUAGAAAAUGUUUUCCUAUUAGCAAGUUGAGCAGUAAU